Eriocheir sinensis (Chinese mitten crab) is the source of this 752-nucleotide messenger RNA. Its product is annotated as cuticle protein AMP1A-like. The record is from RefSeq and is a predicted model, not a curated record. The transcript is spliced from 3 exons. Gene Ontology annotation, molecular function: structural constituent of chitin-based larval cuticle. NCBI's taxonomy places the organism in Eukaryota, Metazoa, Arthropoda, Malacostraca, Decapoda, Varunidae. Gene Ontology annotation, cellular component: chitin-based extracellular matrix. Bases 99 to 629 code for a protein of 176 amino acids.
GUCAACACCAAGUGGCCGUCACGACUAUAAAAGAGGCCGAGAGAAGCCUUAGAGCCACCAAUCCCUCCUUGCACAGGACCACGAUCACCCCAGCAGACAUGAAGACCGUCAUUUUCGCUGCCCUGGCCGCCCUGGCCGUCGCCGCCCCCCCUCAGUACGGCCCGCCAGAGCCAUCCCCUCAGUCCUCCUACAGCCUUCCUGCCGCCUCCACCAGGGACUCCUCCUUUAAAAUAGUCGAAGUCGUGCCCAUCCUGAGGGACGAACGUGUCCACGAGGAGGACGGCCGCUACACCCUGGACGUGGAGACCGGCAACGGCAUCAUUCUGUCUCAGUCUGGCUCCCCCGACGGUCCCGAUGGCUCCGUGGUCAAGUCUGGACACUACUCCUACACGGCCCCUGACGGUACUCUGGUGGAAAUGAAAUUUGUAGCCGACGAGAACGGUUUCCAGCCCGAGUCGGACGUGCUGCCCGUGGCCCCCGAGUUCCCGCACCCCAUCCCCGACUUCGUGCUGGAGCAGAUCGCCUUCGCCGCCGAGGAGGACGCCGCCGCGGCCCGCGCCGCGGCCUCUGAGACAAAGGGAUACAAGUCAGCCCCCCCGCCCCCCGUCACCUACGGCGGCCCUCAGUAAGGAAUAUGGCGGCAGGAUACUGAUGAUGGGCACUACCUACUGUAAUUACUAAUUUAUUUUAUUACCAGAUAUGUUAUAUUUAAUGUACAAGAGUAACUGUGAAUAAAUCAUUGCAUCACCCAC